AUGAGGAUAGUGGGACGCGGAGAGCUGAGAAAAUUCAUCAAGCCAAGAAUACCCAACAGUGACGAGCUAGAUAAGAUACAGUCCUCCCAAGAUGCCAUACAUGAGCUUGUCAAACCCGUGCUCAAGUAUGCUAUCUUUUCGCACCGGUGGUUGCGCGAGGGCGAACCCACUUUCCAGGAUAUCCGUCACGGAAGGGAGUGCGGCAGCGAUGGGUUUCAGAAGCUCUCGAGAUUCUGCGAAAAGGCAAGGGAACUUGGAUGCCGGCUGGCAUGGUCGGAUACCUGCUGCAUCGACAAGACGAACAGUACGGAGCUCGAUGAGGCCAUUCGCUCGAUGUUCAGGUGGUACCGUAACGCAAAUAUCUGCAUUGUGCACCUCGCAGACUCCUUGGAUGUGCAGCAGAUGAAGAAUGACGUUUGGUUUACGAGAGGGUGGACUUUACAGGAACUCCUCGCGUCCCUUUCGAUUAAAUUCUUUAACAAGGAUUGGGAACCUCUGUGCCAUACGGGCCUAGCGAACGAAAAGCAUGACGUUCAACUCAUGAGCGACAUAUCAACAAUCACUAGUAUUCCAAUCAAAGACCUCCAGUACUUUUCCCCUGGGCCAACUCAAAUUCGUAAAAAGAUGUUAUGGGCGUCCAAACGCACGACAACCAGGGUGGAAGAUGCAGCGUACUCCCUCGUCGGGAUCUUCGACAUUUGCAUGCCGACUGCAUACGGAGAAGGAGAAUGGGCCUUCCAUCGUUUGAUGGAGGUCAUUAUCCAGAGAUGCGAUGAAUGGGAUAUUCUUGCGUGG
Molecule: messenger RNA, 795 nt
Organism: Suillus clintonianus
Lineage: Eukaryota; Fungi; Basidiomycota; Agaricomycetes; Boletales; Suillaceae
Product: heterokaryon incompatibility protein-domain-containing protein
Exons: 1
Source: RefSeq, a predicted model, not a curated record